GACCGGAAACAGGACUUUCAUGCAGCUUCCUCAAGUUCUCCCAGCUUUGAAUGUCUUGGUUGGGGAGAGUUAUCCACGGCGACCGGCAAUAAGUAUAACAUCGCCCACCAUCCUCGCAUCAUGGCAUGAUGUAUAUGCCAUAGCAGGAUGAGCUCCGACGAUGUCCUCUAGCACCACCACGACCCAGCUGGGCCGCCAAUUCUGGACCUCAUUCCGCGAAUCCGUCGAUAUACUUGCUUCACGGCUGCCGCUCCACCAGCGGCCGUUACACCGGCUGGGAUUUGCGCAGUCCUUGCCUCGACCAGUUCAAGCCUCGACAACUCGAUCCUUCCACACCUCGCGAUGGUUUCCGCUUCCCUCUAGCUCAAAGGUUCCCCCGAAAAACAUUAGGAGGAGCUGUACGUCGGGUGGCUUACUCCUGCUCGGCCUGACCUCCAAUUCCUCCUCGGGCCCCUCGGUUGUCGCAACAUGCACAGCAGCGACUGACUCUGCAAUCAUUGCGGGUGGCGUGCAGAAAGCAAAUAUCAGCAGCUUGGCCCGGCAGGCAUGGCAUCGGACAAGUCAGACGGGUGGGCGAGCAACAAGAGCCAGGCCCGGGAGGCGGAACAGGAGUUCAAAAUCCGAGGGCGAAGGAUCGAAGAACGCUGCGGCUGCGGGAAAGCCGGAGGGCCGGGAACCCACGACAGGCCCAGGCCAUGAUCCCCACGCUGCCGAGCAUGAGUCUUUGACGAACUCGAUGUCGAAAUACCUGCACCUCCCUAAGCUUCCACAUCGCCCUACCAAGGAGGAGUUGCUGGCUGCGGCAAACGGCUUCUGGGACCGGUUGAAAGUGCGCUUCAAAUGGUUCUCCAUCAGGAGCAUGCGCCCAUGGAAUGUCGACGAAUGGGGAGCUUUCGUCUCCUGGUUUCUUUUUGGGCACCUGGUUUGGAUCCUCGUUGGGACGACAACAUUCUUCUCACUCAUCAUACUGUUUAUCAAUACCGUAUUUGCCCAAGAAACCCUGGCAAAGUGGAUCGGAGACUACCUAACGGGGUCCGCCGGCCUCACCGUCGUAUUCGAAUCGGCCAUCGUCCCCAAGUGGAAGGAUGGCGUUAUCACCCUUAAGAAUGUCUUUGUCUCCCGUCGGCCGGGACAAUCCAGAUCGUCGGUGACGAAAGGAUCUUCCAACGAAGCUGCCGAGGCGGCAGCGUUGCGACAUGCAGACUUAGAGUCUCCAGAUGUGGAAGAAGACGACGGCAACUAUACGCAGUUCGACGUAACCAUUAGCACGGUGAACGUCACCCUGUCAUUCAUAAAAUGGUGGAAUGGCAAGGGGCUGUUGAAGGACGUCGAAGUGAAGGGCGUCCGUGGUGUUGUGGACAGGACCUCACUCGAAUGGUCAGUGGAAGGGGAAGACCCCUUAUCCUACAGGCAUGAACAUAACCCGGGCGACUUUGAGCUGGAUUACUUCAAGAUGGAAGACCUCCUCGUCACCGUCCACCAACCCGCGGGCUUCCGGCCUUUCCCCGUCUCCAUCUACUCCUGCGAACUCCCCCAGCUGCGUAAACAGUGGCUCUUUUACGACUUCCUAUCAGCCAACCAUAUGUCUGGGUCAUAUGACGGCUCUCUUUUCACCAUUCAUCCCCGGCAGGUGCACGGGGUUGCGGCCAAUGACAACGGGGCUCACGUCGACAACCCGACGGCCUGGAAGAAGUUCUCUCGCUUGCGCAUCGAUGGACUUAAGAUAGAUCACCUGAAUCGCGGUGUUGAGGGCCCCUUUGGAUGGAUCUACGAGGGGAAUGUCGACAUCGUGGCGGACGUCAUGUUCCCGGCCGAUGUGGAAGAUGGUAUCGGCAAGGUCGUCGCCGAGUUCUACGACAAGAUGGAGGAGGCCGUCACAAGCAACCGCUAUGUCCGGAUGCUGGACAAUAAUGGCGCCCGGGCUCGUCAAGCAGAGGCAGACUCGAUCGACGACCCCAGACUUGGCAUCUCCGUGGACCUCGACGCGCCCGAGACACGCCCCCUAAGCUUCCAGCAGCCAUCCGGCCAGCCUCUCACGCCCGACGCCCUCACGGCAAACCUCUCCCCAACCGAGGAGGCCGAGGAGGCACCAUCCUACCUCGUCAUGGACCUCCGCGUCCACCUCAACGACGUCCGCGCCGCCGUCCCGCUCUUCAACAACCCGCACAUGAGCUACGUCAACCAGGCGCUCGUGCGGCCCAUCGUGGCGUACAUCAACGCCAAGCGCACCUACAUCCCCGUCAACUGCCGCAUCGUCAAGCGGCUCGCCGACUUUGACGGCUCCUGGGGCGUCUACGACUGCGGCCUCAUGGACGACCUGUCCGCCGAGGUGUACGCCGCGUUCGCGCGCAACGUCGAGGACCAGCAGAGCCGCGUGAGGCGCUUCAAAAGGGUCGGGCUGUGGACUGUCAGCCUGGUCGUGCACGCCUUGCUGGCCGGCGUGGCGGGGGACCUGAUGUAAGGGAGGACUGUAGGAAAAACUGUACGUGUUACGCCUGGGCAUUGUUAACAAUAUCUCUCUCCUCUUUAUUAUUUUCUGUACUACCUCGCCCCGUGUGGGCUCAUGUUUGCGGGAAAUUGGCGUCAAUCAGGAUGGAAUUGGUCAACAUGGCAAUGUUGUAAAGGGGUUCAGCACAAUCGAUACCCCAGGGCUGUACAUACACAUACAUAUAUAACAGUCGAGCAAGGAGGAACAAUGUAUAAAAGAAGCACACGCUUGACGUUGGCCCAGCUGCGUCAAGUACACCGUCAAAGUGCGGAAUGUUGUGUCCAUAUGCGAUGCGAAAAUCACGUCUAGUUGG
Molecule: messenger RNA, 2801 nt
Organism: Phialemonium atrogriseum
Lineage: Eukaryota; Fungi; Ascomycota; Sordariomycetes; Cephalothecales; Cephalothecaceae
Product: mitochondrial distribution and morphology proteins-domain-containing protein
Exons: 2
Biological process (GO): mitochondrion inheritance
Cellular component (GO): mitochondrial inner membrane
Source: RefSeq, a predicted model, not a curated record